Molecule: messenger RNA, 2834 nt
Organism: Strongylocentrotus purpuratus (purple sea urchin)
Lineage: Eukaryota; Metazoa; Echinodermata; Echinoidea; Camarodonta; Strongylocentrotidae
Product: homeobox protein PKNOX2
Exons: 11
Coding region: 22-1602 (526 amino acids)
Biological process (GO): regulation of transcription by RNA polymerase II
Molecular function (GO): RNA polymerase II cis-regulatory region sequence-specific DNA binding; DNA-binding transcription factor activity, RNA polymerase II-specific
Source: RefSeq, a predicted model, not a curated record
GUCACCACUCUUCCAGUCAGGAUGCAGCAGUCAAGCAGUGAGGAGGCAGCGGAGAUAAAGCAUCGACCAGCAGGGACACGUACCGUACCUGCUAGCGUCCUGAAGGCAGGCACAGAGUCAGUCGGGAACCUCACACCGGAGGAAGCUGAAGAGCUACAGGUCCAGCUAGAGAAAGACAAGAGAGCUGUUUAUCAACACCCACUGUUCCCACUGAUGGCGUUGUUAUUUGAGAAGUGUGAACAGGCCACUCAGUCACCUGACCCACCCACAUCAGCAAGCUUCGAUGUCGACAUUGAGGAGUUUGUCAACAGACUGAAGAGAGAGGGCAGUACAUUCUUCAUUGAAGAUACAGAGAUUGAUACAUUAAUGAUCAAAGCAAUCCAAGUACUACGAAUACACCUUUUGGAACUAGAGAAGGUCAAUGAACUUUGUAAAGAUUUCUGCCAUAGAUAUAUCACUUGCCUCAAGAGCAAGAUGCACAGUGAAAAUCUAUUGAGAGAUGAACGGGGAGAGUCCGCUCAGUUUGACAGUCAGUACUUAACCAAUGGAGAUCUUCUAGAUCUAGAACCACCACCCAGUGAACAUAAUCAGAUCAGCCAAAACCAUCCCACCUCAACACCAAACAGUCAAGCUGUGAUACUACAACAUGGAGCACAUUCACAAGCAAACCAAUAUCAGGCAGCAACAGUAGUCAACUCUGCAGGUCAGGUCGUCUACACACCGGUCUUACCACAGGGUGUGGUCACACCACAGGGAAUCUUAACUCAAUCCAUUCCAGGCAACAAUGCCCACCACCACCACCACCACCACCACAAGAAGAAGUCUGACCCUCCUCCACCACAUCAGCUGCAACAACACGUGGUUCCCAUCAUUCAUGGUUCUACCCCCCUCUCACAGAUUGGUAUCUCCCACCAGGGUCAAAGUUCAGCAGGUCAGCAGCAAGCUCAUAACAUGCUCUCCUCUCUCAACCAGGGGGAUCUCAGGGUUGCCAUGGCAGACGCAGCGGAGGUCAAUGACCUGCUUAACAAGAGGAAACCAAAACGAGGGGUUCUACCCAAGCAUGCAACUACUGUCAUGAGGUCGUGGCUCUUUCAACACAUAGUGCAUCCGUACCCUAGUGAAGAUGAGAAGAGAAUGAUAGCAGCUCAGACCAAUCUCACAAUGUUACAAGUCAAUAACUGGUUUAUCAAUGCAAGGCGGCGGAUCUUACAACCCAUGUUGGAUGCAAGUAACCCUGAGGCAGCUACUAAGAACAAGAAACCCAAGAGUCAGAACAGACCAUCUACACAGAGAUUCUGGCCUCAGUCUCUAGCUCAGCUUGGUCAGACGACGACCAUUACACAGGCUACAGCAGGUGGGACUAGCUCACUCGACAGGAGAAAUAUGGACGACGAGGCCUCUGCUGCUUUGGACAGUGUAAGACACCUCUCCUCGGACAGCAUGUCACCGAUGCUCGGUGUUAGGCAACGAUCUCCAUCGUCAGUCUCCUCUCUCGAUAACCUCGGAGCAAGUGGUGCAGACAGUCUCCACGACAAUGAUGACGAUGAUGAUGAUCUCUCAACCAAUUUAGAACUUGGUAGUGAUUCUGGGAUGGUUGACUGACAGCGUCUUGAAUUGCAUUGUCGGAGCUAGCUGGACUCUGUAGCAGGGAUUAAAGACAUGGAAAGACGACCAAGAAGCCAAAUUGUUUGGGGUUUGACCAACACAUUCUGACCUUUUGUGUCGGAAGUGCACCAUGAUGAUUCUAUCUGGAUUACGGACUGAUACAGUGUUGGGUAGUAUUGUUGGAGCUGGCUGGAUUUGGCAUAUCGUUGCAGGAAUCAGAGACAUGGAAAGACAUGCAAGAAGCCUAAUUGUUUAGGUUUUGACCAAUGCUUGACCAACGUAUCCCGGAAAGUCAUGACAUGCAUGCAGUGGAUCAUGCUAAGGUCUGCCAGGAUGGUUGACUGAUGGUUAAGUGUGUUAGAUAAUGGUGACUGAGGAUAGACAUAACACAUCUAAAAGUAUUCAAGAAGGGCCCUUAUUCAACCAGUCCACCUCUCAUUGUUGACUUACAAAAAGCACAAAAACCAUAAAAUUUACAAGGGGGUAUGUAAGUAAUAAUUAUCUGGAUUUAUAAAGCAUUUAAUACGAAAUACCGUCUCUAAGCGAUGUGCACCAUCUCCACUUUUUGGGAAGUAUUCCUACCACAUGGUCUUCGUCAUGGUAUAUGACUAUUACUGACGCAAAGGCUUUUGUCAAUCUACCAGAUCCCCUUUCCUCCCCUGGGUUAGAGUGGCAAAUGUAGAUUAAAACCUUGCCACAGGAUAUUAGUGCUGUGUCAGGGGUCACACCCACUAACUUUGCAUCUUACGUCCAUUUUGACACCUCUAUAUGGUCUUACCAAAGCUCGUUCUAAAUUUGCCACAAAAACCCAGCUCAAAUAAGCCAAAGCAAACUGAAACUCAUUUUACAAGCAAGUAGAAUGAAAGAAAGAGUAGUUGCAUCCAUCAAUGCUAAAAUGAUUACUCAUCUGUUCAUUAUCAGAGAUAGAAAUGCAAAGUGCGCUAUGCUCAUGUCACUUAAUUUUUGCCAAAGCGAUUUUUGUUUUAGGUGGUUUCCCAUGUCAUGUCUGGGCCUGUCUUCAAAUUGAUUGAUUAACCUUUGAACCCUAAUAGACUCAUGGAGAUGAGGAUACUUAUUGGUAAAGGUUUAUCAACCGUCAACAUUGCAGGUUAUUAUGCACAUGUAGUUUUAAUGAGAAUGUGUGGUAAGAAACUUUGGCAAAUCACACUUUCAGUUAUGUGUCUAUUGGAAUACCAAAUUUUGUGGCAUUAAAUUUUUCUUUAAUCCAA